CUGUUACCUCUUUCCGUUUCCGAGGCUGUUCCACUUUUCUUGGUUGAAGAACAGGGGUUCCGAAAAAAAUAUAAAAGUACACAUUUGUCGGAUGCGUGAUAUCUCUGUUCACCCUCUUUCUUCUUCAUCGUCCUUCCUUUCCUCGUCCUUCUUUCUCGGAUCCCCUUUAUUCCGUUCCUCUUCCUCUUCUUUCUCUUCUUCUGGGUCUCCUUUCUUCCUCGUUGUCAUCUUCUUGGCCAUCUUUCUUCUUCACUCUUUUUCUGGGUCUCUCCUCGCUCACUCUUCGUCCGGCAGCUCAUCUUCCCUUUCGAGCCGCGUCUCCCGUUCGACCUCUCUUCUCUUGGUGUCUCGCAACUCGCCCUGCCGUCUGCGAUGACGUGGAGGAACGCUUCGCAGGCCUCAAACUCGCCUAGCUGCGCUUCAUCCCCGCCGCCUGCGGCCCUGUCUCCGUUUUCUUCUCUCUACGCGCCCACCUUCGGCGCUGCUCCGGAUGCUGCCGAGGAGACGCCUAUUCUGAGAGAGACUGCGGCGGACCUCGCAGGACCUUUCUUCGCGUCUCCAGCCGUUUCUGACUCGCCUGCUCCUGCAUGGAGAGACUCUUCCCCCCCAGGAACGGACAGUUCUGCGGUACGAAGUCGACGUCCACAGAGCCUUUCGCAUUGUCCCUCAGCCUCCUCGCAGAACUCUGCGCCCGGGUAUACGUACAGCCCAGACUUUCAGCAAGCGCUCUGCCUGGAGGAGAGCGAGGAGAACCUCAGGGAGUGGGCCAGCAGCCUCCUCGCCGCCGUCGAGACACGCGUGCGGCGCGUAGCCGAGGACGCAACCGAGAGCGUCAAAGAGCACCUGGGAGGAACUGUCUCCUCUGAGGAUUCGCAGAGGCCGGAGUCCAUUUCUGUGAAGAUUUCGAAUCCGAAGCUGGCAGCGCUUGAAGUGUCUGUCCAGUCCAGGCUCUUGCCGCAUGUCGAAGCGUCUCUAGAGAGUCUGCAAGCUUUCCUCGACUCUGUGCGAACUGAGAAGCAAGCGACAGUCGCAGCUCUUCCGCUUGGAGCUCUCUCACGUCGCCUCUGUUCUGCGAUCGAGGUCGAGAGCAAACGCCCACUUCGUUGGAACGCGGAGGAUGCCAACAAGCCUGGUAAAAGUGGAAGUUAACUGACAGCAACCUUUACUUCCAGUGUCGCUUACGCAGGCGCAUUUUAUCCGUUUAUAUCAAUACCGAUGUGUGCGUGCAACUGAGUGCGUAGAGUUUAUUAGAUCUGGGUUUCACUUUAUGUCUGCGCUUUUUUGGGAAUGUUCGCGAGUUCGGACGAACGUCUCGUUCGCCGCUGUGUGAAGUCGAGGAGACAGGUUUGCAGGUGGACGUACGGUAUAUCAGUUUGUAGGGACAUCAUUUAAAAAGGUCCUUUUUACGCGCCUUCAUCGGGGGGCGUCUGUUGUGUGCCAAGUGUCUUCCACGUCUGGCUGUAUGAGCAGUUCCUUUGUGGGGCAGAAAAUCUUCAUGAAACCGACUGAUCAAACGCGCUGUGGCUCGCCACUUCUGAGGCUCCUCGUUGUCUCCGAAUAUAAGCUUGGUCUCGCCCGCCUCCGGGCCGAGGUGACUGCGUCCCGUACGGCGAGUCUCCUCUCGAGAAUCAACUGCGCAGCACUGGACACACAAGCCGCCUGCGUUUCGCAAGGAAAAUCCAGGUCUCCACGAGUGUAACAAGGUAGACGCAGCUUCUCGUUCUAUCCCAGCGCACCUGCCGGUGGAUAAAGAGAGAGCGACAGAGACAAGCAUAUAGUGAGAGAUCUAGGUGUAUGGAUUCUAUGUAUAUACGGAUCAAAGUGUAUCUGUGUAUCAAGACGGGUGUCCGGGUAUCUGCGCACAUAACCUCUGCCAUGUACGUUGUCGUACAAAGUUUUUACAGGAUCUUUCUGCUUGAAAGCUCCGUUUUGACCGGGGUGUACGUACAUAUCAACGUUCUCCUAAAGGCAGCCUCUGCCUGUGUGAAAGAACGGGGCUGGAUGUCACGAAAAACGUCUGUACAGCUGAGCGGCUGUAAGUGGACGAGGUCCGGGAGGAGGCUCUGUACAGCACCUGUGGGAAGAAACGAAGGCUAUCUGUAAAGCGGUAAACGACGAGGUGUCUGUACGCCCGAGUGUGAGUGCGACUCUGCGGGCCGACAUCGCUGAGACCCUUGACCGGGAAGGUCUUUUUUUCAGAAA
Toxoplasma gondii ME49 is the source of this 2202-nucleotide messenger RNA. RefSeq lists its product as hypothetical. The coding region runs from base 373 to 1149 and encodes 258 amino acids. The record is from RefSeq and is a predicted model, not a curated record. NCBI's taxonomy places the organism in Eukaryota, Apicomplexa, Conoidasida, Eucoccidiorida, Sarcocystidae. The transcript is spliced from 2 exons.